AUGUUCACAAACAGCUGGUCACAGCUCGCAUGGUGGAAGACCUACUUCACCCCAAACCGGUACUCUCACGACCAAAUCCCUGACCUCACUGGAAAAGUCGCCAUCGUCACUGGCGCCAAUACAGGACUCGGAUACGCAACAACAAUCGCCCUCGCCGCACACGGAGCGCAAGUCUUCCUCGCCUGUCGUAGCCAGCAACGUGCAGAGGAUGCAAUUGAACGGGCCAAGGCAGAGAUCAGGGUUAAAUACCCUAAUGCACCCAAGGAUCCUCAACUCGAGUUUUUGAAAUUGGAUCUCAACGAUAUGAACAAGACCUACCAGGCGGCGAAAGAGUUUUUGGGAAAGGGCCUACCGUUGCACAUCCUAGUCAAUAACUCUGGAAUCAUGAACACACCGUUUGGAUUGAGCGCUGAUGGCAUUGAGGCACAGUUUGCUGUCAAUCAUAUGGGACACUUUGUCUUCACAACGGCUCUACUGGACAGGAUCAAGGAAUCCCAACCCUCCCGGAUUGUGAUCCUCUCCGCCAUGGGCCACGAACUCCUGCCCACAAAAAUGAACGGGAUCGAUUUCGCUACUCUCAACCAGCAAGGCAACUUUUCCUCCUUCAACCGAUACAGCCGCUCGAAACUCGCCAACAUCCUCUUCGCAAAAGCCCUCGCGCGUCGACUCGCCAACGAACGCGUUUACGUCAAUGUCGCCCACCCUGGUCUGGUUGCUACCGAGAUUGGGCGCAGCUCGAAGGAUAUGAUGGGAACGGUUGGAGAUAAAGCGGGACAGCUGUUAAAUGCUGUGAUGGGAUAUUCGGCUGAGGAAGGGGCGUUGACGCAGUUGUAUUUGGCAACGAGUCCUGAGAUUGAGAAUCGGGAUGUGACGGGGCAAUAUUUCAUUCCGAUUGCCAACGAGAUCCAGCCAUCAAGAUAUGCUAGAGAUGAAGAGCUGCAGGAGAAGUUGUGGAUGUUUAGCGAGAACCUCGCUCGCGAGAAGAUCAAGGUUUAA
Molecule: messenger RNA, 996 nt
Organism: Linnemannia hyalina
Lineage: Eukaryota; Fungi; Mortierellomycota; Mortierellomycetes; Mortierellales; Mortierellaceae
Source: the annotation of a GenBank genome assembly